Messenger RNA from Osmerus eperlanus (European smelt), 885 nucleotides. RefSeq names its product ventrally expressed dharma/bozozok antagonist (gene ved). The record is from RefSeq and is a predicted model, not a curated record. Bases 1 to 885 code for a protein of 294 amino acids. The transcript is spliced from 3 exons. Gene Ontology annotation, molecular function: DNA binding. Lineage: Eukaryota; Metazoa; Chordata; Actinopteri; Osmeriformes; Osmeridae.
AUGAAGGGACAAUUUUCUAUUGAGUGGCUGUCCCAGAGCAGCCAGGGUUUAGGCAGUCAACGUUUCUCCUCCUGCCUUGAGACUUGUAAUGGACCCAGCGCCUCUGGGACACACUCAGAGAGCCUUCCUGGAUUCUACUCUACUACUAGACCUCUGAAUCAGGACCACCUGGAGGGAAGAGUCCCACACAGCCUUCCAAGCCACACUGAGUCUGAGAGAGGAACAAACCACCAGAGUCCUAAUUUUCCUAACAACCAACAAGAGGCUGCUACAGGUUUCAGCAGUGGGACAGAGGAAGAGACCUCAGGGUACGAGAGUGAGGGGGGGCGCUCUCUCUCCCCCUCUGCCUCUCUCGACAGCAUUUCCCCGUCCCCUUCGUCGCCCCCGUCGGGCCGGAGGCCGCGCACCGCCUUCACAACUGAGCAGAUCAGAAGCCUGGAAAGAGCCUUUAAAAGGAACGCCUACCUGGGGACCCAGGACAAAGCUGAGCUCUGCAAAAAACUCAACCUAUCAGACAAGCAGAUCCGUAACUGGUUUCAGAACCGGCGUAUGAAACUGAAGAGGACUGUGCAGGACGCCUUGGCACAUGCCUGCCAGGCUAAGGUGGCAUCUCACCUGUUGCACUACUCCGAGCUACAGGCAUUUUGCUCUGCCCCCUACCCCAGCUACCACCCUCACCUGGUCCCAGAGGGACCCACCACUGCCCCCUAUCUCCAGCCCCACAGCAUGCACUACAACUCCUUCCCUGCUUCCCAGACUCUGCCUGGUGUGUCUACACUACCCUUGGACUCUCUUUACCAGUAUGCUUCCCUUCCAGGACUCAUGGUGGCCUCCAGUUCUUCACCCCUGGUGGGAGCUCAUCAGCCAUAUCUUCACCAAUACUGA